This is a messenger RNA of Didymosphaeria variabile, 1986 nucleotides long. It is a transcript of the gene KU70, whose product is annotated as ATP-dependent DNA helicase II subunit 1. Gene Ontology annotation, molecular function: double-stranded DNA binding; damaged DNA binding; DNA helicase activity. Gene Ontology annotation, cellular component: nucleus; Ku70:Ku80 complex. Bases 1 to 1986 code for a protein of 661 amino acids. The record is from RefSeq and is a predicted model, not a curated record. NCBI's taxonomy places the organism in Eukaryota, Fungi, Ascomycota, Dothideomycetes, Pleosporales, Didymosphaeriaceae. The transcript has 2 exons. Gene Ontology annotation, biological process: telomere maintenance; cellular response to X-ray; double-strand break repair via nonhomologous end joining.
AUGGCCGACACACAGGACAAUCGGCCUGGCGAGGAGGAAGAUGAGGAGGAGGAGAUUGACGAUGCCAGCUACAAGACUAUCAAAGAUGCCGUUCUCUUUGCCAUCGAUAUCAGCGCAUCCAUGCUGGAACGUCCCCCGCUAUCGGACGACAAGAAAGCCGAACGCGAUUCUCCGGCAUCUGCUGCCCUCAAAUGUGCAUAUCAUCUCAUGCAGCAGCGCAUCAUCUCGAACCCAAAAGACAUGAUGGGUAUACUAUUGUACGGGACAGAGAAGACGGACCUGAAGGAUGGUGACAACACCUUCCAACAUUGUUAUCUAUUAGCAGAUCUGGACGUACCAAGCGCACAAGACGUAAAGCAGCUGCGAGAUCUGCUAGAGAAUGAGGGAGAGGCGCAGGAGAUUCUGAAGCCCGCAAAAGAAGCACCCACCAUUGCCUCGGUGCUGUUCUGCGCAAAUCAAAUCUUCACAACAAAGGCUCCCAAUUUCUCUUCACGAAGACUCUUCCUGGUCACUGACAACGACAGCCCGGCCACGAUCAAGCAGGACAAGGACACGGCAAUAACACGAGCCCGCGAUUUGUAUGAUUUGGGAUGUACAAUCGACCUGUUCCCGAUCUCAAAGCCAGACCACGGCUUCGAUCGGACACGGUUCUAUGACGAUCUGGUAUAUCCCACGUCUCCAUCAGAUCCGGACGCACCUGUAGCAAUUCCAACCACUACCAAAGUCGCAAAGAGCGGCGAUGGCCUCACUCUUCUUAAACAGCUUCUUUCUUCAAUAAAUUCCAAAGCUGCGCCUCGAAGAGCGCUGUUCAGCCUCCCGCUUGAGCUUGGACCGGGUCUGCGAAUUGGUGUGAAAGGCUUUAUCUUGAUCAAGCGCCAAGAGCACGUCAAGUCGUGCUACGUCUGGGUCGGCGGCGAGAAACCGCAAAUCGUACAAAGCUCCACAUCGCACAUGGCUGAUGACACAGCCCGCGUAGUCGAGAAGACCGAACUACGCAAAGCCUACAAGUUCGGUGGCGACACCAUAACUUUUACUCCAGAAGAGUUCACUCAAAUUCGCCAAUGUUUCGGCGAGCCUAUCAUUCGUAUUGUUGGCUUCAAGCCGCUCUCGCUUCUCCCUCUCUGGGCCAACAUAGGCAAAGCAACCUUCGUGUACCCCUCCGAGGCUGACUUCAUCGGCUCAACACGCGUCUUCUCCGCUCUCCAGCAGAAGCUUAUCAAGUCUAAGAAAAUGGCAUUAACUUGGUUCGUGGCACGCAAGAACGCGUCUCCUGUCAUGGCGGCCAUCAUUCCGGGCGAAGAGCGCUACGAUGAGAAUGGCGAGCAGACAAUGCCACCGGGACUGUGGCUCGUUCCACUACCAUUCGCAGAUGAUAUCCGCCAUUGCCCCGAGCAGCCCGCAGAACCACGCACAACAGAUGAACUGACAGACAAAACGCGCAUCAUCAUCGAGCAGCUACAACUACCAAAGGGUGUCUACGACCCAAGCAAGUAUCCCAAUCCGGACCUACAGUGGUUUUACCGCAUCUUGCAGGCCAUGGCUCUCGAAGAAGAGGUUCCUACUAAACCGGAUGAUAAGACGCUACCCAAGUACAAGCAGAUCGAUAAACGCGCAGGUGAAUACAUACAAGCAUAUGGUGAGGAAUUUGAGAAAGUGUUCGCCACCGUUGCUCGCUCCUCGAUAACCUCACGCCCGAAGGCCGCGGCGAAGAAGCGGCCUGCAGCAGCAGCAGCGGCAGAUGACGACGAGGACGACGAACCGAAGCCAAAAAAACGUGUCAAGAAGGAGCCUAAAGUGAAGAAUGAAGACGGGGAUGACGGUGUGACGGACCAGCAGAUGGCUGAUAUAAAUGAUAAAGGCCAGAUCAGUAAGCAGACUGUUGCUGUAUUGAAGGAGUACCUAGCUGCGAGGGGACAGGCAGUCAGCGGGAAGAAAGCGGAUCUCAUUGAGCGAGUGCAGGAGUAUCUGGAGGAUAAAGGGCUGUAA